Cynara cardunculus var. scolymus (artichoke) is the source of this 1724-nucleotide messenger RNA. Its product is annotated as protein NEN1-like. The transcript is spliced from 7 exons. Gene Ontology annotation, molecular function: 3'-5' exonuclease activity; nucleic acid binding. Lineage: Eukaryota; Viridiplantae; Streptophyta; Magnoliopsida; Asterales; Asteraceae. Bases 61 to 1566 code for a protein of 501 amino acids. The record is from RefSeq and is a predicted model, not a curated record.
CGUUACCUAAAUCUUCAGCCUUUUCUGCAGAUUUCCCAUCUUUCAUACAGUUUUGGAGAUAUGGUGUCCAGCGUAGAUCGAUCGGAGAUUGCUUUCUUUGACCUGGAAACAACUGUACCCACCCGACCCGGACAGGGUUUUGCCAUCCUGGAAUUCGGGUCAAUACUGGUUUGCCCUAGGAAGCUUGUUGAGCUAGAAAGCUACGAAACGUUGGUAAGACCACAUAACCUCUCACUCAUCUCCACAUUGUCCGUUCGUGCCAACGGCAUCACCGCCGAUGCGGUUGUUUCCGCCCCGACCUUCUCUGAAAUUGCGGAUAGAGUUUACGACAUUUUACACGGGAGGAUAUGGGCGGGUCACAAUAUAAUUAGGUUUGAUUGCGUGAGGUUAAGGGAGGCAUUUGCUCAGAUAAAUAGACCACCGCCGGAGCCCAAGGGAACCAUUGAUUCACUGGCUUUGUUGACACAGAGGUUUGGGAGGAGAGCCGGUGACAUGAAGAUGGCCAGUCUGGCAGCUUACUUUGGGCUCGGAAAGCAAACACAUCGGAGCUUAGACGAUGUUCGAAUGAAUCUUGAAGUUCUCAAGUAUUGUGCAACGGUUCUUUUCUUGGAAUCGAGCCUUCCAGAUAUAUUUACAGAAAACAGUUGGGUUUCUCCAAAUGCUACCACCAGAAAUCGUAGGAAUGCAAAAGCCGCUCUAAAUGGAACCGACCUGACCACUAACCCACCUUCUUCUAGUAGAAACGUCAAAAAUUGGGGUUCUCCUCCAAGUAACAGAGCAGAGGAAGCAAUUCAUCCGAUUUUUUCACUAGCAGCUUCUGGUGUUGGGGAACAAGUUCCAAAUCCCGUUGAAUCCGGUAGUCCUCAACCCGACCCUUUUGACUUGGGUCCACUUGUGGAUAAAAUUGAAAACGAAAUCCUUCAAUCAAAUGAAGCCAUGGAGGAAGAAUCGUCUACAGCCACUCUAUCUAAUGCCGUCAGUGAAAGCACCGACUUUCUUGAGCCAGAUGAAGUGUCGUGGACCUCUGUUACUGUAGCUUCUGUCCCCUUUUUCCGUGGACCCCAAAAGAUGCAAAUACUUCAUGGAGACAUGCCGUUGCAGAUGCACUCUAACUCCCUGAGGGUACGUUUCGGGUUUAGCACAAAAUAUGUUGAUCUUGCUGGAAGGCCGCGACUAAGUAUUGUGGUAGAUGCACCUCCAAAUCUCUGUGGCAUUCUCGAUGCAUGCGAUGAACUUGCUAAGAAGAGGUUUGUGGAGUCUGAUAGCGAUUCCGAGUGGAGACCUGUUGUGAACAGAAGGCCUGGGUUUUAUAACUUCCCCACCGUCAGAUUGCAAUUACCGAAUGUUGUAGAAGGGGAUAGUGCGAGAUUGGUCACAGAGAUAUACCAGAAAGAGUCGCCAUCAUCACGACCAGUGGUGUUGAGUAUGUACGAUGUGGAGGAACUCCAAGCGUUGAUUCAUCCAGGUUCCAUCGUGGACGCUUACUUCUCUCUAGAUCCGUACGAUUACCAGCAGAAUGCCGGAAUUCGAUUAGUGGCAAAGAAACUGAUUGUUGAAUCUAACUGAAAAAGUGUUUUGGUGUAUACAUCAUUAGCUGACUGUUACUUUUGAUGCUUGUAAAGAAGGGAAAGUAAUUUAUUUCAUUGUUGAUGUAGAAGAUGAACAACUAAUUCUAGCGUUUCAAAUUGAUUAAUGCAAAAUGCUAUUUCUUUGUUGUCUCAAAA